This is a messenger RNA of Iphiclides podalirius (scarce swallowtail), 225 nucleotides long. Lineage: Eukaryota; Metazoa; Arthropoda; Insecta; Lepidoptera; Papilionidae. The record is from the annotation of a GenBank genome assembly.
AUGGCAGAAAUUUGCGCCGACACGCACGCCCAAGCCACGUUGCCGCUCUGGGUGUGGCGGGACAGAGAGGCACUCUGUUCGAUCGUAGCGAACGAGCAAGACAAACAUGUUUCCACGAUUGCGCGCACGGUAGCCGUUAGUUCGCUGGUCGGCGGCCGCAGCGCCACCGGCCGCGUACCGUGCAAGCGAGGUGCGUUCGCGAACGUCCUAAGCGGCGUUUCUCAU